Gossypium arboreum is the source of this 1146-nucleotide messenger RNA. RefSeq lists its product as uncharacterized. NCBI's taxonomy places the organism in Eukaryota, Viridiplantae, Streptophyta, Magnoliopsida, Malvales, Malvaceae. The record is from RefSeq and is a predicted model, not a curated record. The transcript has 2 exons. The coding region runs from base 138 to 578 and encodes 146 amino acids.
GAUUAGGCGGUUGUGUUGAGUAAUUGGAACUGUUUCUUGGAUUGGGCCUCCAUUAAUGGCAGAGUAGCCCAUGCCCAACACAAACAAAACCCUCCUCUUUCUCCACCAGCAGCAGAGUAGCUUCGAAGAACACAGUAAUGCCGAACUCUUUCAGGACCCUCUCCAAAACCCUCACCCGCUCAUUCUCCACCAAAUCAUCCCACCAGAACCACCACCAGAAAACCCACAAAUAUUUAGAUCCCAACUCCUUGUUGGGCAGCUGGAAGACCCCCAACAACCCCAAAGAGGCCGAGAAGAAACUCGCCCUGUUGCGACGAGACUACGCCAAGCAAGUAAAAAAUGUACGCAAGGAGUACAUCCACGAGAUGGAGUUGUUGCGUCUUGAGAAGCUCAGAAAAGAAGAGGCUAGGAAAGAGGCUAUACGAGUUGCUAAUGAGGAGCGUAAAAGGCUUAAGGCUGAGGCUGCUAAGGUUAGAGCUCAAGAGCGUAUGGUUGCUGAAGAAGAGUUUCGACAAACCCUGUUGAAAGAAAGAGCAGAAAAGCUUGAAAAUUGGAGAAUGAAGCUGGAUUUUUUUUAAUCUUAUUGAUUUUGUAUCAAGCUCAAGUUUCUUUCAGGCUUGAGCUCAACUCGGCCUGGUUAAGCCCCUAGCCUUACCUUAUAUCUAUGGCCCUAUUUCUACUUCUCAAUUUGAAUAUGAAGUUACUUGAUCCUUCAAAUCUUGGUCUUUAUCAAAUGGUCAAGGUUCUAUUUCCAUGAAUGCAGUUGAAAGAAAGAGCAGAAAAGCUUGAAAAUUGGAGAAUGAAACAAACGCUACAUGAGAAUAAGAAGAAAGAGGCGAAAGAUCUAGUGCGUAGAAGAAGUUCCAUGUGGAUUGAAGAACAGGAAUUGGAGAGUAAGAUCUUUAGUGCCAUUGUUUUUUAACUGAUUUUUCCUUUAAAUUCGAAGAACAUAAAAUAAGGAUUUUACGUGAAUCUAGUGACUAAUGGAAAUGUUUGUGUACUGUUUGUUUAUCUCUGUUAAAACCCUGCAUCAAUGUGGUUUGUUGGUAACAGCUUCAUUGAAGAUUUAUAGUAAGUUUUGGACUAUUAUUCAAGCAUGCAUAUAUAUACUUUAUUGGCUGAAUGCUAUUCAACUGUUCAAGUGAA